CUCCUCUGCCCCUCCCGGCGCUGUCUGCCCCUAGCUCCCGGGAUCGGGCUUCCCGGGGCGCCGCGCCUUCCCACGGGGAGGCUCGGGCUCGGGCAGGCGCAUCCCGGGGCGCUGCCGGGGAGGGCCCGGGGCCGCAGGCUGGAGGAGCGGGCGGGAAGGGGACCGAGCCCACGGGCUGCCGGGCACUCGGGGAAAGGACGCCUCCGAAUCGAGGUUGGCUUCGCCCACCCUGGGCCCUAUGGUUCACACCGGCGUGCCGAGUCCGUUGCCUCUUGCCCUAGCAGCCGCUUCCUCGAGCUUUGGGGAGUCGGCAGCUCUUCUAACUCUGGCUGCUGCGGAGUUGGCGGGUCUUCGGGCAGGCUGCAGCACGCUCGAGCCCCGCGCAGCGCCACCGCUCCGCGGAGGAGCCCUUGCAGGGAGGCGCGACCCAGAGCCCUGGGACUCUCAGCACCAGGUCUAGGGCACGGAGUUCUCGGCCCUGCGGGCACCCCCCCGCUCCGCUCGCGCCCCUCCUGCCACACAUCUUGGCAGCUAGGGGUCGGAUCCCCCUUGCAGGGACCGGGGGGGGGGCUCUUGGCGCCCCGUGGGAGGAGAAUUGAUUGAGCCAGCUCGGAGGAGAGGAGUGUCCGCUUUUGGCUGGCCCUGGCGGGCGCCCGCGUCUAUCUUAGCCGCAUCUGGGCCCAGGCCAAGCGAAAGUUCCCCGGGAGCGCGCCGCAGCCGCGCGGACCCCACGCCGCCCUCCCCCCGGCUGCGAGGCAGUGCUGGCUGGGGGCGAGGGCGGAGGGGGAGAGGGUCCCCGCUGCCGCAUCCCGGAGCGGGGGAGGGUUCUCUUCGCUUUCUCAGGUCUGAUCUGGGGAAGAGGCAAGAGGGAAGCCAGCGAGUUGGGCGAUGCGUGCGCGAGCGCGCGGGCUUUUGCUCUGGAGACGGGCAAAGCGACCUACAAGCCUCUGGGUGGCACCCCGGCUCUCGGCCCUUGUAUGGAAGUAGGAGCGGAGCCUGGAGGGUGCCAGGACUCUGAGCUCAUGGCUGUCAGCGCGCAGACACGACCCGGCUGCGGGCAAGUUCACAGAGCCGGGAGGAGAUGGCGGCAGGAGAGAGCCGGUCCGUGGGUGGAAGUCAGCGGAGGACCCGCCACCGAGCAGCCACCGCCAGUGGCGCUAGGGCAGCAGGGGUCGGCAGGAGGCGCCUCUAACAGGGUCCUCUCAUCACCUCGUCUGGGGGUGCGGAGGGGGAGUGCUUAGAGAAAGUUUCUGGAAUGGAAUAUGUCUCCUAUGCUCCUGGCGGGGGGCGGUGUCUGAAAACAGAGCCAGCGGAGGGUGAUUGUGUCAAGUGAUUUGUUGAUCUGGCUGUUUAAAACUCCCCAUUUGUCAAGUGGGAAAACUGAGGCCAGGGCAGCAGCAGAAGCUUAUGGAAUGGGGGUGGAUGUGAGGUGGGUCGGAAGUGAGGUGGGUCGGGUGUUCUAGAGAAUCUGCCUGUAGCCUCAUCCUCACCCUCUCCCCCAUUUCCUUGUAGUCUUCCAAUGCCCUCAUCCUCCUCCCCGCCGGAUUUUGGUAUGUUCCUGCUAUGGGACUGUCCCUGAAAGCACAAAAGGAGGAGCUGGGAUCUUUGAAUAGAAAGGAGACGCUGAAGGAAGGUUCUGAAAUAGCCUCUAAACCCAACUCAGGAUUGGGGGAAUGGACUUCUUCGUAACUUUAAGUACAGAAUAAAGGAAAAUGGGUUUACGUUUCAGCAACACACAGAGUGGCAAGACAGAAGGAAGAGUUUCCGACAUUGAAGGUUGUUGGGCAUGAAGGUUAUGCCUAGUUUUAGGAUGCAGAGAGGUCCUUCUGUCUGGGAUGAGUUGACAUACAACCCUGUCUUGACGUAGAGGGUGACCUUACUAGUCUUGGGGUCUUUUUAGCCUAAAGUGGCUCUAUGUCUGGUGGUUAAGGACCCAGGUCUAGAGUUAAAUUACCUGGAUUCAAAUCCUGGCUCUACUACUUGCUGACCCUCUGACCUUGGACAAAUUACUCAACCUCUCUUAAUGUCACUUGUGUCAAUAGAAAAUGGGUAAUAGUAUGACCUUAGAGGUUUUUGUUUGUUUGUUUGUUUUUGGUGAACAUUAGUGCUAUAAAGAAAUGAGUGGCUAUCUGUUAUAUAGUAUAUGCUCAAUAAACAUUAACCUUAUUAUUUCAAUGAGAUCCCAGGCUUCUUCUCAAUUUCUUUCCCUUGGGCCAUUCAAGGCACCAGGAGCUGAGUGUAUGUUGAGGGGGGAGGGAUUUUGUUAGGCUACCUCUGUCAGGAACUGAGACUCCUUCAUGGGCUGACCUUGUCUGGGCAGAACCUCUUGUCCCCCUGCCUUCUAGGGACACACGUGCAGGACGUGCAGGCCUCAAAGCUGCGUGGAAGUCCUUUGCAAGGUCUGCAAAGCUGGAGGGUUGUCAGUGGCCAGAGGCUUGUGGAAGGACGCAGAGCUCAGGAGGUGAACUGCUGACAGCACGGAGCCUCUGGAGGGAGGGGCACCUGCUCAUGUGAGAAGCAGCAGUGUUCAGAUGCUGGUGAGGGUCACCAUGAGAGCUCAGCUGUUCUCUGACUGGGAGAAGUGACUUCUGGGGCGAUCCCUGAAUGGCAGGGAAUUUGAGAUGUUGCUCUUAGGAAUUGGCUAAGCAGGUGCUGCUCCAGCAGAGGGGUGAAAGGGGAUGGGACCCUAGGUACUGUCGUAUUGGGAUUAUCAAGCCCAGGUGUGGGACAAAGGUAGGGAUGGAUGGGCUCUUCUAUUUGACUUGGAUCAUGUAUGUUUGGGAAGUGAUUGAGGUCAGUGGACAGGUUGGGAGGGUGAAGAGGGUUGGAGUGAUACCUGGAGUCUGGAGUGUGGUGAUUGGCAUAGUCUCAGCAUCUCAGACAACUGCUGAGCAAGCUGGGAGGAGUUUGCCCCUCUGUGGGAGGCCCCUGGCCCUGCUUAGCUGACUCUGGACUCAGAUGGGGGCGGGAAGUCUGGGCCUUUAUGCCCAAGGCUGCCUUCUCUGUCACAGACCCUAUGGUUAGAUUAUCCCUGACUAUAGUGUCCCCAGAUCAAAAGGGGUUCUGGCUCAGAUCCUGCUGGUAGUUGGACCAGAGCCCUUUACCCUCUACCUGGUUUUGGCCCACACUUGUUCCUUUUGGUAACUAAGAUUGGGGGGAGGUUUAGACCUGGAGUCUGCUGGCAAGACCCUGAGGGUAGCCCGUCAGCUGAGAAGAACUUGCCGCAGGAAGCGGUCAGUGGAGCGUGUGUGUGUGUGUGUGUGUGUGUGUGUGUCCCCAGCACAUAUGCUGGAGGCAGGGGUGUGUCUGCCAGCAUGUGCCCUGGGGAAGUUUGGGGGGAUGUGUUGGAAAGGGCACGGCUGAGGGGCAGUGGGAAGGAUCAGCUUUCAGUUGCUGGCCUAUGGCCCAACAUGUGACAGUCUUGGAGUUGUUGGGUCCCAGACCCUGGGUGGUUUCAUGUUUAUGGCUCUGAGACAGAAACUGGGAUCUGGUUACCCAAGGAGCAGAGGCUGCCUAGCUGGAAGCUGCUGAACCCCAGCAUCUCUCUGCCCCUCCCUCCCUCCAUGCCUUUGCUCUCUCCUGGCGAGGGCACCAGCUCUCAGACCCUGGCCUGCUGUGUCUCCUCCCUUGGCCCUCUUCUUCUCAGCCCUGCUGGGGGGUGCUCCCUCGUUCCCCCACAGCCUUCCUGUUUGCCGGGCCCAAGACGUCGGGGUGGGAGGUGAGCCUCAAAGAGGGCUGGGCCUGAGAUUUAACGUAGCUCCUUCUCCACCUCUUGUGGUCUUCUCAGGCUGGGUACAGGGUCUCCUUCCAUCUGCUUGCUUGCAUGCCUUAAGCAGCCUGUCUGAAGAGUGGGUCUGAAUGGUGACAAGAGCUGUAAUUGGUGAGAACUUUCAGCUGUCUGGAGGUGUGUGUGCAUGUACGCCUGUGUUCCUGUCUGUGCGCAUGUGUGUGCAGCCUGUAUGUGGGGGUGCACACACACGGCAGGCACCUGUGUGUUUGUGUGAGUGGGUGUGGAGUGUGGCGGGACAGGGACAGUUAGUGUGUGGGCAUGAGGUGGGAGCCAGUCCUCUCCGAGUGCUGCGCCCUGAGACUGCCCUCAGAGCAGACUCCUUGCUUUCCUGUCCCCGGCUCUGCACCGGAGUCUAGGCAGCCCAGAAGUUACCAGAGGGGGAGGCUGCAGCCCAGGGGCUGCACUGAAGGCUGCCUGAGGUCCCAGAGAGAAAGCCCACGUCGGGGGCAGGUGAAGGCAGAGUUCGCGGAGGUGCAGGAAAUGGUCUGUCUUGCUAGGGGUGGGCUGUGGUCCCGGCUGUCCUUAGCCCGCCACAGUCCAGGGUGCGAUGGGAGGACUCUGGGUUGGACAGGCAGCCUAUAGCCCCCCACCAGGGGCACUGCCCACGGGUGUGAGGCCGGUCUGCCAGAGGCAGCUGACCUAUUUUUCUUAGGAAUCUUCCUGCUUUUCUGUUCUCUCUUGCGUGAAUAAGCAGGAGGCUGGGGAGCCAAGAUGGGGCCUCCAGGAGGGUUCUGGAGGAAGACUCCAUGUGGGCCGGGGCUGCAAGAGGGGCUCAGCCCCCUGACUGUCCUUCUGAGGACGCCUCUCUCAGCGGCCUUCUGCGCCCCGCGCCCCGUGCCUCCUGGCAUGUGCCCACUGAGACGGGCUGUGGCACAGACUUGCUCACAGGCACAAAUUGUACAAGGCGCCCACGGCCUUCGAGAGGAACCCGAGUUUGUGACUGCGAGAGCCGGUGAGGCUGUGGUCCUGCGAUGCGACGUGAUCCACCCGGUGACGGGACAACCCCCGCCCUAUGUCGUAGAGUGGUUCAAGUUCGGGGUGCCUAUUCCUAUCUUCAUCAAGUUUGGCUACUACCCGCCCCACGUGGACCCCGAGUAUGCAGGCCGGGCCAGUCUCCACGAUAAGGCAUCCUUGCGGCUGGAGCAGGUUCGCUCCGAGGACCAGGGCUGGUACGAGUGCAAAGUGCUCAUGCUGGACCAGCAGUAUGACACCUUCCACAACGGCAGCUGGGUCCACCUCACCAUCAACGCCCCUCCCACCUUUACAGAAACACCCCCCCAGUACAUCGAGGCCAAGGAGGGUGGCAGUAUUACCAUGACCUGCACAGCUUUUGGGAACCCCAAGCCCAUCGUCACCUGGCUCAAGGAGGGGACACUCCUCGGUGCUAGUGGGAAGUACCAGGUGAGUGACGGCAGCCUGACGGUGACAUCAGUCAGUCGGGAGGACAGAGGCGCCUACACCUGUCGAGCAUACAGCAUCCAGGGGGAGGCUGUCCACACGACUCACCUGCUUGUCCAAGGGCCGCCUUUCAUUGUGUCCCCUCCUGAGAACAUCACCGUCAACAUCUCCCAGGACGCCCUGCUCACCUGCCGGGCGGAGGCGUAUCCCGGCAACCUCACCUACACCUGGUACUGGCAGGAUGAGAACGUCUACUUCCAGAAGACCCCCUUCUCCCACCUGCCAACAUCUCUCCCCACGUCUCCUUGCUGGCUUUGCAGCGACCUGAAGCUGCGGGUGCGGAUCCUGAUCGAUGGAACCCUGAUCAUCUUCCGGGUGAAGCCAGAGGACGCAGGGAAGUACACCUGCGUCCCGAGCAACAGUCUGGGGCGCUCCCCCUCUGCCUCAGCCUACCUGACGGUGCAGUACCCUGCCCGCGUCCUCAACAUGCCCCCUGUCAUCUAUGUGCCCGUGGGGAUCCACGGCUACAUCCGCUGCCCUGUGGACGCAGAGCCGCCGGCCACCGUGGUCAAGUGGAACAAGGAUGGCCGUCCCCUGCAGGUCGAGAAGAACCUAGGUUGGACCUUGAUGGAAGAUGGCUCCAUUCGAAUUGAGGAGGCCACAGAGGAGGCUCUUGGCACUUACACGUGUGUGCCUUACAACACCUUGGGGACCAUGGGCCAGUCUGCUCCUGCGCGGCUUGUCCUGAAGGACCCCCCGUAUUUCACGGUGCUACCAGGCUGGGAGUACAGGCAGGAAGCCGGCCGGGAGCUGCUCAUCCCCUGUGCGGCCGCAGGGGACCCCUUCCCUGUCAUCACGUGGAGAAAGGUAGGGAAGCCCAGCAGAAGCAAGCACAACGCCCUGCCCAGCGGGAGUCUCCAGUUCCGCGCCCUGAGUAAGGAGGACCACGGGGAGUGGGAAUGUGUCGCCACCAAUGUGGUCACAAGCAUCACUGCCAGCACCCACCUCACCGUCAUCGGCACCAGCCCCCAUGCCCCGGGCAGUGUCCGGGUCCAGGUCUCCAUGACAACUGCCAACGUGUCCUGGGAACCCGGCUAUGACGGAGGAUAUGAACAGACAUUCUCAGUUUGGUACGGACCUCUGAUGAAGCGGGCACAGUUUGGGCCCCAUGACUGGCUGUCCUUGCCGGUGCCGCCGGGACCCAGCUGGUUGCUGGUGGACACCCUGGAGCCUGAGACAGCAUACCAGUUCAGCGUCCUGGCCCAGAACAAGCUGGGCACCAGCGCCUUCAGUGAGGUGGUCACUGUGAACACUUUAGCAUUCCCUGUCACAACUCCAGAACCCCUGGUGCUGGUCACCCCACCGAGGUGCCUCAUAGCUAACCGGACUCAGCAGGGUGUGCUCCUGUCCUGGCUCCCGCCUGCCAACCACAGCUAUCCCAUCGACCGCUACAUCAUGGAGUUCCGCGUCGGCGAGCGCUGGGAGAUGCUUGACGAUGCCAUCCCGGGCACUGAUGCAGAGUUCUUUGCCAAGGAUCUGUCACAGGACACUUGGUACGAGUUCCGGGUUCUGGCUGUCAUGCAGGAUCUGAUCAGCGAGCCCAGCAACAUUGCCGGCGUCUCCAGCACAGACAUCUUCCCACAGCCGGACCUGACCGCGGACGGGCUGGCGCGGCCUGUGUUGGCUGGAAUUGUAGCUACUAUCUGCUUCCUGGCAGCUGCCAUCCUGUUCAGCACCCUCGCCGCCUGCUUUGUCAACAAGCAGCGCAAGCGUAAGCUCAAGCGCAAAAAAGACCCUCCACUCUCCAUCACUCACUGCAGGAAGAGCCUGGAGUCACCCUUGUCCUCCGGCAAGGUGAGCCCCGAGAGCAUCCGGACGCUCCGGGCCCCGUCAGAGUCCUCCGAUGACCAGGGCCAGCCCGCGGCCAAGAGGAUGCUGAGCCCCACCCGGGAGAAGGAGCUGUCAUUGUAUAAGAAGACCAAGAGGGCCAUCAGCAGCAAGAAGUACAGCGUGGCCAAGGCCGAGGCGGAGGCAGAGGCCACCACCCCUAUCGAGCUCAUCAGCAGGGGGCCCGACGGCCGCUUUGUGAUGGACCCCGCCGAGAUGGAGCCCUCCAUGAAGAGCAGGCACAUCGAGGGCUUCCCCUUCGCGGAAGAGACAGACAUGUACCCGGAGUUCCGCCAGUCGGACGAGGAGAAUGAGGACCCACUGGUGCCCACUUCUGUGGCUGCCCUCAAGUCCCAGCUGACCCCUCUGUCAUCCAGCCAGGAGUCCUACCUGCCACCACCAGCAUACAGCCCCCGGUUCCAGCCCCGUGGGCUGGAGGGUCCCGGCAGCCUGGAGGGUCGGCUCCAGGCCACAGGCCAGGCCAGGCCGCCGGCCCCCCGGCCCUUCCACCAUGGCCAGUAUUAUGGGUACCUCAGCAGCAGCAGCCCUGGGGAGGUCGAGCCACCCCCCUUCUACGUGCCAGAAGUGGGCAGCCCCCUGAGCUCUGUCCUGUCAUCCCCGCCCCUGCACAGCGAGGGGCCCUUCGGCCACCCCACCAUCCCCGAGGAGAACGGAGAGAAUGCUUCCAACAGCACGCUGCCCUUGACUCAGACGCCUACGGGGGGACGCUCCCCUGAGCCCUGGGGCCGGCCAGAAUUCCCCUUUGGGGGGCUGGAAGCCCCAGCCAUGAUGUUCCCCCACCAGCUGCACCCCUGUGACGUCGCCGAGAGUCUGCAGCCCAAGCCCUGCCUCCCCCGAGGACUGCCCCCCAGCUCCCUGCAGGUGCCCGCGGCUUACCCGGGCAUCCUGUCCCUGGAGGCACCCAAGGGCUGGGCGGGCAAGUCGCCCGGCAGGGGCCCUGUCCCAGUGCCCCCCGCCGCCAAGUGGCAGGACAGACCUAUGCAACCCCUGGCGAGCCAAGGGCAGCUAAGACAUACCAGCCAAGGUAUGGGCAUACCUGUGUUGCCUUACCCCGAGCCGGCCGAGCCGGGGGGGCAGGGUGGCCCCAGCACAUUUGGCCUGGACACCCGGUGGUAUGAGCCCCGGCCCCGGCCCAGCCCUCGGCAGGCCAGGCGCGCCGAGCCUAGUUUACAUCAAGUGGUGCUACAGCCUUCCCGGCUCUCACCUCUGACCCAAAGCCCCCUCAGCUCCCGCACCGGCUCCCCCGAGCUCGCUGCCCGCGCCCGGCCUCGCCCGGGCCUCCUGCAGCAGGCGGAGAUGUCGGAGAUCACCCUGCAGCCGCCAGCUGCGGUCAGCUUCUCCCGCAAGUCCACGCCGUCCACGGGCUCCCCUUCCCAGAGCAGCCGCAGCGGGAGCCCCAGCUACCGGCCGGCCAUGGGCUUCACCACUCUGGCCACAGGCUACCCCUCCCCUCCGCCGGGCCCCGCGCCUGCCGUGCCUGGGGACAACUUGGAUGUGUUUGGACAGACGCCUUCCCCUCGAAGGAUGGGGGAAGAACUGCUCCGACCGGAGCCCCCGCCACCCACUUUACCUACUUCAGGAACACUUCCACCUGCACCCGGGAAUGCUGCUGCACCUGAGAGGCUGGAGGCUCUGAAAUACCAACGGAUAAAGAAGCCCAAAAAGUCAUCCAAGGGCUCUUCGAAGUCAAAGAAACGAUCCGACGGUUCUGCCUCCCAGGCUCAGCAGCUUCCUAGCUCUCAGGUUCUGUGGCCCGAUGAAGCUGUCUGCCUCCGAAAGAAGAAGAGACACUCUCGUCCCGACCCCUUUGCCCGGCUCUCAGACCUGUGUCACCGCCAGCUUCCGGAGGACCAGACAGCAAUUCUCAACAGUGUGGACCACGAUGACCCUGGCCAUGCCACUCUGCUGUGACUCGGCCCCACUCAAGUGUCCCCAGGGCGAGGUGAUGGGCUCAGGGGCGGGGAGGGACGUUGCAAGGGACGCGUCCUCCUCUGCCCACCGGGGGUGGCCCAGACCCCUGUCCCCCAGGCCCAUACUCCUGCUGGAGUGGGGGUCUCCCUCCAGAUCCAGGCCAGCCGGCCGUGCCUCCAGGGCAGAGCACUGGGCAGACCUUCCACCUGUGGGUCGACGUCAGGAAGUGAGUUGGGGACGGAGAGACAUUUGUCUCCUCCCUUCCUCCCCCUGCUUCACUAGAUUGAUUUUUUCUCACUUCUUCCAAUGUCUUUGGAAGCGAAGAAGAGGAAAGCAAUGGUUUUUCCUGCUCUCUGCUUCUGUCUCAGUUUUCCAAGUCCUGGAAGAGGGCUGGACUUCCUUCCCGUCUUCCAGACGCCGCGUAUAUAUAGAUAUAGACACAAAUGCAUAUGUAUGUAGUGUGUGGGCUUCUCUAUGUGUAUAUAUAUGUACAUUGAAGCAAAGUGCUGUUGCUCUCUGUGGUCAGUGCAGGCAGGAGGAGGAGGGCAGUGGCCCGCUGGGGUUUGUGAGCAAAGAUGUCUGGAGCCGGCUGGGUGCCUGGCGUCCGUCUCGGGGGACUCUUCCUCCUGGAGCAGGACUCAUGCUUCUCCGCUGAAUGCACCAUUUGUCUCCUACCUUCUCCCAGCCAGAGCAGAAGCGGGGCCUUGCCGAGAUUACCGGCUGCCAGCUUUGGGACUUCAGCAAUGAGUUACUACAGAACUAACACAAGCCUUCAUUUCUUGGCUCCUGGGUGAAGAAAGGGCGGCCAGGCACCCUGACUGGCGUCUUUCUUCCUUCCAGCUGGGCUCAUGCUACAGAAGUAGCAGCUGCCUAGCCGUGGGGCCAGAGGCGAGCCCUGGUGCGCAGACUCGAGCUCAUCCUUCAGCCCCUUUGGUCCAGCCAGGCCAGGGGCCCCGUGGCCAAAGCUUCUCCCACCCUGGAGCCGCCCGUGCUGAGCGCCAGGCUGCCGGGCUCUAUUUAUACCGUCUCUGGCGUGGCUGUCUGGAGCACGGCUCCACGGCGGCUGAUCGGAUCCUCCUUUCCUUUUGUGGGAGCUAAUUCCCCACAUUGAUUAAUUGCCACUUGAGAGCCUCCUGCGGCUCCUUCCUGUGCUCGCCACGUGCUGCCUGCCUCUCUUCUCUGCUGGGCUUCUCCACCCUGCAGACCCCAGCUCCAGCAGGACGGGAUCAGAUGGAGCUAGGGAGCCUCAGGUUUCUGUGUUCUGGGGCACUCUGGGUCCCCGCUCUCUCCCCAGCUCCGUUACAUGGAGCUGGCUGAGGCAGACGAAUGCAGGCAGAGGGUGGUGAGUGGGGUCUGGGCACUGACAUUUACUCUGCCAAAGUCCUGUCCUAGUUCAAACUAUUAGCAUCCAGAAGCUUCUGUGAGGCCAUCUUCCUCCUGAGAUGCAUUUCUCUCUUCCAGUAAGAUAAUGGUGCUGCCCAGGAACUGGGCAGAAGGCCCUGAGGGUGGGGUGGAGGGUGGAUCUGCCAUCUCCCGCACUUUGUGCAGGGCUCCACUUUGGCUUGGACCAAGUAAAGGUAGCUGCCAGGCUCCUGGAAGUGUUUCCUUCUUGGUGCUGCUGUCUUGGUGGGUGUGGGGGCACGCCCCACCCCAGUUACCUGCUUGGACCUGAGCCGUGUCUGAGCGCUAGAAGGCUUCCAUCGGUCUCACUGCCACUGCCAGAGGCUUGGCCCAAUGACCGGGACAAGGUGGGUCCUCGGAGGGCUGUGAAGCUGGUCUUUCUUCAUCCCCUCCAUCGGGGGUGGAUUUCUCUGCCAGAUAGGCCCUGGUGCUUCCUUCCUCUUACCUGGUGAGCUGGGGACCAGCUGUGCCCUGAGGUCCACCGUGAGUCACACCACCACAGUUUACUUUCGAAUGCAUCUGAAGGUGUCGUGGUGAGAGGUACAUGGGGCAGAGUUUCUGCCCCUGUGGCGCUGGACCCUGCACCCUCGGAGGGACCCUGGGCCUUCCAGCUGAUGCACUUCUCUGGGUAUGAGGACCCGCUUGCCUGCUGGGCAGCAGCUCUGGCAUAGUGGAAGAGGCGAUGUUGGGGACUGUUCUUUCUGCCCCCGUGCCUCCACAUGCUGCUCACUCCAGCACUGUCCUAGGGGAUACUGGGAGCAGGCUUACCUGAAUACCAGAGUGAGAUGGGGACCCGUCACCAGUCUGUGCCCUGGGAGCAUUGAGUCCUCCACCGGGGCAGAGCUCAGGGUGGUUGGCCUGGGUGCUGGGACGGACUGGGAGCAUGGGACGUCAGGCUGUCGGACUUUGGGAUGAAUUCAGCCAACUUCUUUGAGCACUGUCCUGGAAUUCCAGCCUGAGGUUAGAAAAGAGGAGGAGGGGUGGGAGGCUUUGCUCCGUUAGGGUGUCACAGGCCCAGAGCCAAACUCUGUGCGCUGAAAUGCUCGGACACUGGGUUCCAGGAGCCCCAGUGCGAAUAGAGGUGCUGACUCCCUCUUUCUCCACCUCCCCAGCAGCGCCCUUACCUCAGCACGUCAGACCCGACGGUGGGGGCUGUGCUUUUUGUUGGCAUUGGGUGGCAGCUGCCCUGUGGUGUCCCCAGGCCAGGGGAAGGACACCAGGUCUAGCUUCUCUCAGUGGCCUAGGUCUCAUUCUUCUCCCAAGAAGCCUUCCUUCUUGUGACAGUACCCUCGGAGGCUGACAGCCUUCCUGCACCCCAGGAGCCAUUCCAUCCUCCGGGUGGAAAUUGGCAGAACACAAGCCCCUCCCUCCAUGGGAUGGCGGUAGCCAUGUUGCAGGCACACGCGUGGGUGCUGGGUGUGAGCACAUGUGUAAUAGCGUUGUCAUGAACGUGUGCAUGAGGGGCGUGCAGCCAUUUCUAGGGACCAAUGUCCUUCAAGGGUAUUCUGCCCUUGAACAAUAGCAGUGACCACGAUCCAGCCUCUUGGGACUUUCGUGCUCCACCCUGUUGGAGAUCCCAAGUCUUCCAGACGUCCCUUUCCAUGGUCAGGUGGUCUUGUGGUAGAAGUGACUCAGAUGAAAACCUUUUUCUGUGUCUCAGACUUGCGCUGCCUCUUCCGUCUGCACCAUGGCUGGAAACUGGCUAUUUCAGGGUAAGGUGACCCACAGACCAGGAAGCGGGUCGGUCUCCAGGGGCCCGAACGACUGUACACGUGUAGGGAGAGAAGAUGAGCCACAGGGGGAGCAGGUGAACCCUGUUUCCUGAUUUGCUGGUUGGAGCCAGGGCUCCGUGGCUGAGAGGGGACCCGUGCGGGGCUGCCUGUGGCCUGGGCCGCGUCUGGUGGUGGCUGUGCCUGUUGCCAGCUUUCCUCAAGGGACUGGGGGCAGGAGAGGCCUUCUGAGGUUCUACUUUCUCAACAGGAAGGAUGCCUUCUUCCCAGUGGGCUGACAGGGUCUGCAUCCCCCUUGGAGGGGCCUGUCUCUGGCCAUGCUCUCAGGGAAGGCUCGAGAGGGUUGGAUUGGGCUGAAUACUUACUGAUCUUUUUCCACGCCCUCCGUCUUUAUUUUUGAUUUGUGAUCUAAAAUAUUUGGGGCUGGACUGAUUUCAGUUAUUUAUUCCUCUGUCCUCUUCAUGCAGAGGAGACUGGGUAAGGUUCAGAUGUUGAAUUUCCUGACUAUUUUUUUUUUUGGUGGGGGGAGGGCAAGGCUGGUGAAACAGUAGCUUCAGAGGAGGACAGAUUUCAGGGAGCGCCAGGACGUCUCUGCCGGCCCGGAUCUGCAUCCAGGGCUGAAGACUAUGUGGCUGGAAUCUGUUCCUUCCAAUUUUGUUAGCAAAAUCCUUUUGGGGGUUCAGGGGUGGGCUGGGGGAAGAAUUGUACAUAAAGUAUAUUUUAUUAAUAUGUAGAGAAACCUAGGAAAAGACAAGCUAAUGGUUAAUCUUGGGCUUGCUUUGCUUGCAUGUAAAGGAGCUUCUUGGUGGGGGCACUGCAGAGAUUAUUGGGGAGCAGUAGGAAGGGGUGAGAAGGUCAAGACAGGCGGGAACACAGGAGGCCCCCGUGAGAACACCCCGUGGCUCCCUGUGGGAGCUGUGCACGUUCCCGGGGGCUUCCCUGCCCAGCGCUGCCUUGGGUCCUCUCCCAGCAGAGCGGGGGCGGCUCCGGCACGGCGGGCGCCUGCAGCCCAGUGUGCAGCGUUCCUUGUGUUGGGGAAGGGCCCAGGAGGUGUCUUAAUGGCCAGGUUUAGAUCGAAUGGGGUAGUGGGUGGGACAGGGGGUUUCGGAAGGGGAGUCAGAGAGUAGGAACAUGGAGGGGAGGCCCGUGUGCUUUGCCAGGUGUCUGUGAGGCUGGAAGGGGCGUACAGUCGGUCAGGUGUGGAUUGGGAGCGGGGCCUGGGGUAGGAUGGUGAGACCCUGCCAGGGAACACCAAGCCUCACCGUGCACUCUCUUUGGGGCAUGCGAUAGCUUACUUACCCCGAAGGAUGAUUGCCUGGUGGGGCCGGCUGGGGCAUGGUGGCCGUGCAGGGCAUGUGGGGACGUGUGUGGCAGGAGGCCUCUGGUUGAGAACGGACUGGGGGCGGGGGGCGCUGGCAUAUGGCCCAGACUAGACUGCAUCUUGGAAGAGGUCUUGCUUUUUAGGCAGACUUCCUUGCUUCUUCUCGAGUCAGCCUCAAACACAAAGUGCCCAAACUAAUCAUGGACAUCCUUGUAACAUGUUUCCACUUUGUUUUUGGGGCUCUUCAGGCCCAAGGCUGGGAGACUUGUCUUGAGCUGCUCCUCCUACCACCACCUCCUCAUGAGAGUUUUGUGUGUUUUCUUCAGCAGAAGUGGCAGGUGGUCCCUCUCCUCUUCCGUGCUCUGAAAAUGUUUGCAAGACAUUGGUGAUCGGGUUGGAGAGGAGGGGCUGGGGCCCGGCUUUCCUCUCUCACCCUUUCUGCUUGCAGUAUACAGGCUCCCUUCGGGCCCGGAAGCUACGCAGUGGCUUCGUACCUAGAGGACUUGCCUUACUUUCUCUGCGUUUGAUAGGUUGAACUCACCGGUCUGUGGCUGAGGUAGGAAGGUGAAAGUUUUGCCCUGAGAUCAGAGGCCACCCAUUCUUCCGCACUCCUUAAUGUCUCCAGCUCUGCUGCUUUUUGGAUCAAGAGGCAGAAUUAAAAA
Molecule: messenger RNA, 14121 nt
Organism: Microcebus murinus (gray mouse lemur)
Lineage: Eukaryota; Metazoa; Chordata; Mammalia; Primates; Cheirogaleidae
Source: RefSeq, a predicted model, not a curated record